Molecule: messenger RNA, 1584 nt
Organism: Cariama cristata (Red-legged seriema)
Lineage: Eukaryota; Metazoa; Chordata; Aves; Cariamiformes; Cariamidae
Gene: TOR1AIP2
Product: torsin A interacting protein 2
Exons: 5
Coding region: 1-1584 (527 amino acids)
Biological process (GO): membrane organization
Cellular component (GO): membrane
Molecular function (GO): ATPase activator activity
Source: RefSeq, a predicted model, not a curated record
AUGGAAGAGAAUCCAAGCGUGCAUCUAUCUGGAGCUGGGUCAGCCCAAGAUGAGGUGGAGAGCACAGCAGAGCAUCCCGUGCAGCAAGAGCCCACCCAAGAAACACUUGAGCACCAAGUGACAAACAGCUGGCCUGAGACCUCCUGCAAGCCAGAGGAAGACUCUUCGGGGUGUAAACCACCAACUGCUGAUGGGGGAGAGAUGACGCCAUUGGAUUUAGCUGGCCCCGCAGUAGAGGAGGAGGUUCCCCAGGAAACUGAAGUGUCACUGGAAGAAUCUCGGAAGACAAGAGAUGAUGUCUCAGAAAGAUCCCAGGAAGAAGAUGACUUGGAUGAAGCCAAACUGGCCCAUGAUAGAACGGACAGCAAAGGAGACAGCCCUGUCCACCAGGAAACAGGCGAGGACUGGGAGACAAGCAGGCAAUGUGAAAGCUCCUACACAGCAGAGGAAGAUGCUUCAUCCAGAAGCAAGGCACUGAGCUCUGACGGUAAAAUGACGCAUUCGGAUGUGACUGCCACAGAAGAUGCCACCAAGGACCUCCUGGAAGAGAAGAGCACUAGUGCCCCUCUCCUACAUCGGGAGCCAGAAGAGCACAUAGAGCAAGAAACACAGGAGAGUGGAUCCGAAGGCACAUUAAGGAGCAGACAUGGGACCAAAGGGCACACAGCCCCAAAGCUGGAGGCUCAGUCCUGCUUGCAGAAUGUCACCACCCAAAACACAGACCAGGAGAAGGCCAAAAAGUCCUUUUUGCUGAAAGGUGAGAAAAAGAAGCUUCCCUUGCGUGUUACUCAUCGACCAGAAGGCACUGAUCCUCCAGGAACAACAAGGCUUUUCAUCGUCAGCUUCCUAUUGCUCUGCUUCUGCGUAUUCUGCUUCGGCAACCUGACCUCCAAGUCCCAGCAAGCCCUCUUUUUUUUGUCAUUCCUUUCCCAGUUCAACCAGCUGCAGGACAGGUUUCCGGGGCAGAGUCCCGACCUGUGGCUUCGCGGGCGCAAGUUCCUGCGGAAGCACCUCAACGCAUCCCACCACACACAGCCGGCCAUCAUCAUCUUCACGGCCGCCCGCAGGGGCGAGCGGACCUUGCGAUGCCUUAGCGCCCGUGUGGCCGACACCUACUCGGCUGCCCUGCAUGCCAACACGGUCCACAUCAAUGGCAUGGAUAAAUCCAGGCUCCAGAGUGACCAGGCCAAGCUGGAGGUGGAAUUAGAGCUGAGCUCAGCUUUCCAGGCUGGGAGCCGUGCUGCGGUGGUACAUCGCUUUGAGUUGCUGCCGGCGGGGGCCACUCUCAUCUUCUACAAGUACUGUGACCACGAAAGUGCUGCUUUCAAGGACGUGGCCCUGCUGCUGACCGUGCUGCUGGAGGACGAGACGCUGGAGACCCACAUCAGCCUCCGGCAGGUGGAAGAAAGGGUCCGUGACUUCCUCUGGGCCAAGUUCACCAGCACCAGGACCCCCAGCUCCUACGACCACAUGGACUCUGACAAACUGAGUGGGCUGUGGAGCCGCAUCGCCCACCUGGUCCUACCGAUCCACCCGGUGCAAACCAUCGAGAAGGGAGGCUGCCACAUCCACACCAAACCCUAG